This is a messenger RNA of Brienomyrus brachyistius, 2033 nucleotides long. It is a transcript of the gene misp3, whose product is annotated as MISP family member 3. The record is from RefSeq and is a predicted model, not a curated record. The transcript is spliced from 3 exons. Lineage: Eukaryota; Metazoa; Chordata; Actinopteri; Osteoglossiformes; Mormyridae. The coding region runs from base 116 to 1633 and encodes 505 amino acids.
CCAGGUCAUAAACCCCAAUCAACAGCCUGAGCACGAAGAAGCCCUGAUCCUCAACACUGUAAUAAUACGAAAUGUCCAGCAGGGGGAGCCACAUCACCUGCCUCUACUAACAGAGAUGCAGGAAGCACAACAGGUGUUCAAAGGGUCUCCACCCUUAGUUACUGUUGCCCAGGAGUCUGCCAAUCAGGAGCCUGGCUGCCAUGGAUCUGCUUCUGUUGUAGUGAGGGAGCUGUCGAGAGGGACGGGGUGGUGGAGGGAGAGAGAGAGGGAGGAGGAGGAAGGUGGACAAACAGGUAGAGGAAAGGAAGAGAAAGAGGCCGGGUUUCACGUGGGCGAGGCAGGAAUAGAGAAGCUGGGGAAUAAAGGCAAGGGAGAAACGAAAGAGACGCAGAAGUUGGGGCAGCGAGCAAAAUCUGCCUGCAGCAGUGACACAGCAGUGAGAAUGGAGGGGGACAAUGGGGACGAUAACCAGAGUGACAGCGGGGUGUCUGUGGACUUCUCACCUGGCAGCACCAUGGAGCUUCAUCCAGUCCCUGAUGAUGUCGGCGGCGUUCCUGCUUUUCUGGGCGAGACGCCUAUUGAGAGGGAGAUUCGCCAGGCAGCAGAGCGGGAACAGAGUCUGCGGCACGCCCGGGGUCUUUCCAAGACCGAGGAAUUCGUGGACAUUCCCUUGAGGCGGUCUAUUCUGUCCCAGCCGCUGCCCGCCAAGUUGGGCAGAGUGCAGGGGAAAGACCGGCAGCUUGCCGGCAAGAAGAUGCAGUGGGAGAUCAAGAUGGAGUCAGAGCGGGAGCAGGCUCUGGUCCAGUUAGGCAAAGUGCCAGGCUUCUACGAUAAGGGCAGCGUGCGCCAACUGCGGGAGAGGAAGCUGUUGUUCGAAGCUCUCCAGGAGAGCCAGCUGGCAAAGCCGGCCCUGUCAAAGAGGCCAUCGGCCCAAAGAGACAGAGCUUCUACUGCAGGAUCUGACCCUGGGCAUCUGCAAAGAACAUUGCACCCCUCAAAGGAGCUGAGUCUACCUCCUGUAUCAUGUGGCCCUACGCUCUCUGAGGGGCCUCAUGGACAGGUCAUCAUUCAGGAGAGUGCUUCUGUACCUCAGAGCCUCACAGCCGGUCCAGAGAGCCCCCCACUGCCCUCCCACAGCACGGACUCCGUAACCAUAAUCCCCACCAGGGCCAACGAGGGAGAUGAGGAACAUGACCGGGAAGAACCCACCCUGUCCAAGGAGAACCCCUUCUUUAAGCUGCGCUCCUCCCUUUCCCUGAGACCCAAGGUGGAACAAGACAUCCGGGAAACGAGGGAAAGAGAGAGGGAGCUACGGAGGCAGAGGAACAGCUUGCACGGGGGGGAGAUUCCCAGGACUGCAAGCGGGCGGCCGGCAAACACGAAGACGCGCAUCAGCUCAACGCCACGUUACAGCCUCCCCUCUACAGACCUGGCCUCCAGGACCUCCUCAUCCACACCGCCAGCCCGGCAGAGUAGGAAGCUCGACCUGGUGUGGCCCCCGGCAGAUGAGAAGAGAACGUCGCAGCUGGAGGAACCGGUGUCCAAAAGCUCCAGGACGGCACGUCAGAAACAUCCGCUGCUACAGCGCUGGGAGUCGGGCCUAGUGCAUCGCAAUGAGGCGGAGAGGGACUGAAGGUGGCGCCCCUCUAGAGGAGCCCCACAGCAACUGCAGUUUAUUUUUCCCAUAUCUGCAGUUUUAAGUGGGCACCGCAUCCUCUCACCCCAGCCCAUCGGGGAUGCUGGAAUGCCGGAACCAGAAAGCCGUUUGGAAGAAUUGGAACGUGGGAGUGCAGCGAGGAGGUCUGGGUUGGGAAAAUUUGAAGACUUGAAAAGUUCGAAGAAUUGGAUCGGCGUGUCUGACCCAUAGCAGUGUUUCUGUAAUUAUUCCAGGGCAGUGCUUGGCGGAGCUCGCAGAUGGAUUUGACGUGUCUUAGGUUAUUUAAUUCUGAUCCUGUUUCACAGCCCUAGAUAUCAGUCUGGCCUGAGAUCUGAUUCUGCCCUGUUCCACCAUUAAACUGCCUGUGCAGCCUUCA